AAUUUUCUUCGUGUAUCUCUUCUCUCUCUCUAUCUCUCGUCAGAAACAUCGUCCUCUGAAUCUGAAGAUGUCUGGUACUGCGAUAGUGUUAGGGGCAUCAAGCUCAUGGGCUCGGGCGUUAGUGAAGAUUUCGCCUUACACGUUUUCCGCCAUCGGUAUCGCCAUCUCCAUCGGUGUAUCUGUCCUCGGUGCUGCUUGGGGAAUUUACAUUACAGGAAGUAGUUUAAUUGGUGCUGCCAUUAAAGCCCCACGCAUUACCUCCAAAAAUCUCAUCAGUGUAAUUUUCUGUGAGGCGGUUGCUAUAUACGGAGUCAUUGUGGCAAUCAUUCUUCAAACAAAGCUCGAGAGUGUCCCACCAUCACAGACAUAUGCACCAGAAUCCCUCCGAGCAGGAUAUGCAAUUUUCGCCUCAGGAAUUAUUGUGGGAUUUGCAAACCUUGUUUGUGGUCUAUGUGUUGGGAUUAUUGGGAGCAGCUGUGCUUUAUCAGAUGCCCAAAACUCGUCGCUUUUUGUGAAGAUCCUCGUGAUAGAAAUAUUCGGAAGUGCACUUGGAUUGUUUGGCGUAAUCGUGGGGAUAAUAAUGUCUGCUCAAGCAACAUGGCCUACUAAGUAAGUAAGGUGUGAGAUUUCUUGUAUUUGUUAUUUUUAUUUCUACUGCUUUUCUAUCUUUAUAUAUUUCUCCCAUGUUGGUUUGUUCAAUUUAAAACACACUUUUGUGAACCAUCUGUAGCCAUAAGAUUUCCAUGUUAAUGGACAAAUAGUAUUUAUCAA
Messenger RNA from Cynara cardunculus var. scolymus (artichoke), 771 nucleotides. RefSeq names its product V-type proton ATPase subunit c''2. The coding region runs from base 68 to 613 and encodes 181 amino acids. The transcript is spliced from 4 exons. Gene Ontology annotation, molecular function: proton-transporting ATPase activity, rotational mechanism. The record is from RefSeq and is a predicted model, not a curated record. Gene Ontology annotation, biological process: proton transmembrane transport. Gene Ontology annotation, cellular component: proton-transporting V-type ATPase, V0 domain. Lineage: Eukaryota; Viridiplantae; Streptophyta; Magnoliopsida; Asterales; Asteraceae.